Molecule: messenger RNA, 738 nt
Organism: Suillus fuscotomentosus
Lineage: Eukaryota; Fungi; Basidiomycota; Agaricomycetes; Boletales; Suillaceae
Exons: 2
Coding region: 273-656 (127 amino acids)
Source: RefSeq, a predicted model, not a curated record
GUGCGUGCGUUGAUCGGGCCGUGCGAGUGAACUGCUACUGUUUUUGUGCUGUUUUUGUGCACUGAGAUGCGACCCUGAGUUCUGGACAGAUCUGUCCGCCGCCCGGCGGAACAUCGAUCGUGAAUCAUACGCACGCCCGUACGUACGGAUGCCCUUUAGAGGGAUGCUGCCAUGCGCGCAGCAGAUGCUUGGCUGUGUAUGGUACCAGACGCGAUAUCUACUAAUCCUUUCCAGGUAUUUGUCUACCGCCGGCCGCCUGUACGUACGUACAAAUGCGUGAAAUGUGUAUGAUGGUUUGGCAAAAUGGUUAUGACGCCAAUACAGCAUACACGGUACGCUACGAUGCGUGUAAAAGAUGCUGUGUAGACGGACAAGCCUUGUACUUGCCGUUUCCACUGUAUCUUUUGUGCCGUGUCCUCUUGGGUCUGGUGUACUCAUGCGUCUCCGAAGUUCUGCUCGUGCAUCCCCUUCUAGUACUCGCGUAUCUCAUGGUAUUAACCCAUCUUCUUGUAAUGGGCCACAAAAGGUACGUAUUUACGAGGAAUGACGGCACGAGGAGGCUGAACUUUGUAGCAAGCGGGAGAAGGUCGAUAACAUAUCACGGUGGCAGUUACGCAAGUAUCUUUUACGCGUGCUGGAAGUUCUACUACUACUAGCGCGUCCUCUUUCAUUAAUCCAUUGCAUUAUUAGCGUCACUUCCUGCGAUACGCCACACAAGCUAGCGAAAUCCGAGGAGAA